Molecule: messenger RNA, 801 nt
Organism: Zygotorulaspora mrakii
Lineage: Eukaryota; Fungi; Ascomycota; Saccharomycetes; Saccharomycetales; Saccharomycetaceae
Gene: VLD1
Product: Vld1p
Exons: 1
Coding region: 1-801 (266 amino acids)
Source: RefSeq, a predicted model, not a curated record
AUGAGCCGUUUAGUGGUAUAUAUGCCAGAAGAUAUGAUUAACAGUAGUGCAUCAGAUAAUGUUAGGAACAAGCUAUUGUUUACAGGGGAGCUGGCCAUGGCUUGUUACGCUUGUGUGUACCUGCGCUACGUGAGGGAUGGCUCCUUAAUGCUGGCUGUCUUCGCACUCAUUUUAAUAUCUUUGAGCGACUUCAUCAAGAGUCUGAUGCUGGCAUAUCUCAAACGAAAUCAAUGGUCCGCUGGCAAUUCCGGACCUGCUAAUGAAGCUGAGGUCGAUGAUGAUAGCGAUGUCAGCGUGAUACUGGAUGAUGCAGCUAUAAAGGCGAUACUGUUAAGAGCGCUUAAAUAUUUCCAAAUAAUUAUCUUAACGCAAACGAUUUACUCUUUCUCAUACCAUUUUUGUUUGAAGCUGGAUGAGAAAUUCUGUCAGAACCGAUUUGGAUUUACUACACUGCUGUUGCUGGGAGAAUUAGAUUGUUCUGAACGGGGCAAAUGGUUUGUUUGGUUCCUUGAUGUUUUGAUCAUCUUAUUUGAACUGAUUAUAGUCACAAAUUCUUUGAGAUCUGAUUCCAGGAAUAAAUCUUUGAGCAUAACGCAGCUCCAAGUACAGAAGCACGGGAUUUUGAGUAUUCUAUUAUUGAAUUUAUGGUCCGAGGAUCUUGCUGUUGAUGGUGGACUCGAUCUUUGUAUCGUCCCUAGACCACAUGCGGGUAACCCAAACUACGGAAGCACGUCCGAUGGACAAACAAUAGAAGAAGAGGAUACUGUUUCUGGUGAUGAGAUGGGCGGUCUACUUCCCUGA